This is a messenger RNA of Oncorhynchus tshawytscha (Chinook salmon), 2007 nucleotides long. RefSeq names its product methionine sulfoxide reductase B3 (gene msrb3). Gene Ontology annotation, cellular component: cytoplasm. Lineage: Eukaryota; Metazoa; Chordata; Actinopteri; Salmoniformes; Salmonidae. The coding region runs from base 506 to 1150 and encodes 214 amino acids. The record is from RefSeq and is a predicted model, not a curated record. Gene Ontology annotation, biological process: response to oxidative stress; protein repair. The transcript is spliced from 7 exons. Gene Ontology annotation, molecular function: peptide-methionine (R)-S-oxide reductase activity.
UAACUAAGAAGUCCACAGUAGACAUUUCCCACUAUAGUGGCAAGCUGCAAAGUCGAAAUUGGCAUAAAUCGUGAAAAUGUAUGAAGACGUCAAUUCGCUUUUUGCUCUUCAUUUAAGCGUAGGUCAGGCACACGUCUAGGAGUAUGGUUAAUGUUAGCGUUAGUUUUUAAAGAAGAUAAAAUUGUAGAACUUCCGGGUUUUGCAGCUUGGCCAUAUAGUGACAACCCCUCAGACAGGCCAGCGGUGUGUUGUCCGUUUCUGUCGUCUCACUGAGUUGUGUUCACAGAUAAUGACCGGACACCGGACGGACCGCCCGUCUGCCAGUGGGAUCACGAUCUGCGUUACUUUGUUGUCCCUGCUACUUUUUACAGCCUGAGUAGCAUAGCCCCCCCCAUCCCUCCCUUACAUCCCUCUCUCCUAGACAGGGUGUGUCAGUCGGGCGUGUCCCCUCUCUCUCUCUCUCCUCCAAUUAGCAGACAGCAGCAGCCGCCAAUCAGAAGCAGCCAUGUCGGGGUUCAAUCUGCUACACCUGAUCACCAAUGCCAAGCCUGUUACUCUGAAGCCAUGUGGGCUCCCUUCAGGAACCUGCCGGACCAAGAAGACAUGGCCCAAGUCCUUCUCUCAGGAGGAGCUGAAGAAACGUCUCUCCCCCAUUCAGUUCCAUGUCACCCAGGAGAAAGGAACAGAGAGUGCCUUCAGAGGGGAAUACACUGAAUAUAAAGAGGAUGGGAUCUACACCUGUGUCGUCUGUGGCUCCCCGCUGUUCAGGUCCGAGACCAAGUUUGACUCUGGAUCAGGUUGGCCUUCCUUCUAUGACCUGGUAAAGGAGGAGUCAGUCACUGUGACAGACGAUUUCGCCUACGGGAUGCACAGAGUUGAGACCAGCUGUAGUCAGUGUGGUUCUCACCUCGGACACCUGUUUGAUGACGGCCCCAGACCCACAGGGAAACGAUACUGCAUCAACUCUGCCUCUCUGGGCUUCCAGUCCGCCUCAGCCUCUAGCCCACCCAGCAACGGAGAUGGGACAGGGGCUGGGGCUGGGACAGGAGCUGGAGCUGGGGCUGGGCCAGGAGCUGGGGCUGGGGCUGGAGCUGGGUCUGGAGCUGGGUCUGGGCCAGGUGGUGCGGUCGGGGGCAAGACUGAGCUCUGAGUAAAAGGUCUCCUUGGUCUUGGACAGAUUUCAGGAAUACAGAAAGUACAGCCACGGUCACGCACUCCUUAUCCAAACUGGUGGCCUAGUUCUCUGUUCUGUUCGUAACAUUUCGACCAGGACCAUCUGGAGAAUAUAGGUUACACAGAACCCGAAAACAGUCAGACAACUAGGUUAUACACAGAACCCGAAAACAGUCAGACAACUAGGUUAUACACAGAACCCGAAAACAGUCAGACAACUAGGUUACACAGAACCCGAAAACAGUCAGACAACUUCAGUCAGCUCAAUAAGCGGCCAUCAGCACCACUUGUUGAACAUGAUGCCUCUUCUGUGGCCAUGUAGGUUACACACAUUCAAAUACAGUCGGUCAAACACAGUCGGUCAAAUGACCCCAGUGGCCAUGUACCAAACUGGCCCACCUCUGGCUACCAGCCUUAAUAAAUAGACCUCUACUGUACUAUACAACUGUCUGAGGAGGCACAUAUUGGAUGCAGUUCCACUUUGCUCACAUUGCUUUCAUACCAUUUACAAGUUUAGAUUAUAUUUUAAAGUAUAUAUAUCAACUGUUAUAUAUUUUUCUUUCUAGUAUAUUUAAAACUUUAUGCUUUUUUGGGGAAAAAAGUGAAUGAAUUAUAUAUUAUUAUGAUUGUGUGGACUUGACUUUGAAGAACAAUGUGUGUUGUUUAAAAAAUAAAUAAAAGUGAUAUUUGAUACAGAGAGGUUGAUAGUUUGAGGAUGACGCUCCUAUGAGCUGUAAAAUAAACACAUAGAGGAUAAAUAAGCAUUCUGUCCAAUAUGGAGACACACACACACACACACACACACACACACACACACCUACACGUACACACCAA